UGCGGUCUGAAGUGGCAACAGAUCGUUUUGGAUCACUCAAAUCCUUUCAAUUCAACUGGAAAGCUGCAGCUUGUUGCACGCCGGUCGCAUAUGCAGAGACCAGCCAAGCAGCGGGUGAAAGUGGCCGGUGUUGUGACAGUUUCACAGAGCAAAAGAAAAAGAGGGAGAGAAACCACAACACUGCAACUUGGAUAUCAGUAACCGCUCUCUCUCUUUAACUAUCUCGCCCACCAAAUCGACUUUGAACCUGUUUGUUUAAAUACACGGACUUUACAGCCUACACACUUACUGUUGAUUCUGUAAGGCGGAGGGAGCGAAGUUUCUCAAUUGUGGGUCAAUUUUUUGGAGCUGCUAAAAAAACGUUUUGGUGUCCUCAUGGUGCCUGGAGCUGCCGAGGUGAGCGUCUUUUAUCCGAGUCUUUCGGACGUGAUGUUGCGACUGUCACGGACGAUGGAGUCGGGAACUGAGCCGGGGAGGUACUGAAGACAUCUCUCUCCCCAGGGAGAGUCCUCCCUCCCCCCGGGGCGAUGCGGAUCUCCUUCAUCCUCCUCACCACCUCUCUGUGUGCCUUGGUCCUCCUCCUCGCACCUGCCUCGGAGGGCUGCGGGCCGGGGAGGGGGUACGGCAAGAGGCGGCUCCCGAAGAAGCUCAUCCCGCUUGACUACAAGCAAUUCAGCCCCAAGGUAGCCGAGAAGACCCUGGGAGCCAGCGGGAGACCCGAGGGUAAAAUAACGCGCAACUCCGAGCGCUUUAAAGAACUCACGCCGAAUUACAACACAGAUAUUAUCUUCAAAGAUGAGGAGGACACGGGGGCUGACAGGCUCAUGACCCAGCGUUGCAAAGACAAGUUAAACUCUCUGGCCAUCUCAGUGAUGAACAUGUGGCCAGGUGUUAAGCUGAGAGUGACUGAGGGCUGGGAUGAGGAUGGUCAUCAUUCAGAAGACUCGUUGCACUAUGAGGGACGUGCUUUGGAUAUCACCACAUCAGACAGGGACAGAAACAAGUAUGGCAUGUUGGCCCGGCUGGCAGUAGAAGCUGGAUUUGACUGGGUCUACUACGAGUCCAAAGCCCACAUUCACUGUAGCGUUAAGUCAGAACAUUCUGUUGCCGCCAAAACCGGUGGCUGUUUCCCUGGCGACGCUCAGGUUAUCCUCCAGGGCGGGGCUACUAAACAGAUGCGUGACCUUCACCCUGGUGACCGAGUCUUGGCCUCUUCAACGACAGAUGGUCACGGCUCCCUGCUCUACAGUCCGGUCCUGUCCUUCCUGGACCACCAGCCCAACAUCACAAAGAUCUUUUACAUCAUUGGCACCAACAGAGGACUUAAUAUUACUCUCACAGCCGCUCACCUGAUCUUUGUCACAGACUGCAGUGGUGAGCAGAGUGAGCCAAAGUGGGACAAGACAGCUGAAGGGCCGCCACUAAAGGGCUCCAUACAAAAGGACAGGCCUCGCUGGAAAGCAGAUCUGAGAACAGUAUUUGCCAGUGAAGUCCAGCCUGGACAGUGUGUACUUAUAUCACAAGGGAAAGUAGGCUCACAGGCAGAUCUUUCUGUAGUGACCUUUGUAGAAGAACAGAGGAACACCGGGCUGUAUGCCCCACUAACCCAGCAUGGCUCCAUAGUGGUGAAUGGUGUGCUAGCAUCCUGCUAUGCGGCUGUGGACAAUCACCAUUUGGCCCACUGGGCCCUGGCCCCACUGAGGGUCUUCUACAGCCUGAUCGGACCCUCAGAACCUCAGACUGAUGGCCUGCACUGGUACACUUGGCUUCUACAGAGGCUGGGGCAAAUGCUAUUGGGUGCUGGACACUUCCACCCCUUGGGGAUCGAGCAAGUACAAAGAUAGGAGCCACAGUGACAUGGUACACUCUGAUGACCUCUUUCACUUAUUCAGGAGAAACAAAGCACAGAUCAAGAACCAUCAACAAUUGGUUUUUACUUUACUUGCCUGUAUUUGCUAAACAUCAACAAAGUCCUAAUUGUAGUACAUGUAAUUGUGCAAAAGACAAUAGACUGGCAGCAUUUUCUUUUACUUUGGGAAAUUUCGAUUUCCUUCAUUCCAAAUGAUUUAGAUGACAAUCAAAUUCCGUUAAAAAAAUGAAAAAAGGAGACAAUCAAGUUUAAUUAUUCCUUUGUACUGUAUUUAAUGUCCUAAAAUGUGUGAGAUCACGCUGGGGUUUACUGAUAUAAUAAGAGAACAUUUUAUACAUUUUACACAUUUUUGGAGCACCAAGAUUCAUAGAAAAAAUGAAGGAAACAUUUGAGGAGGAAUGAAGAACAUUGAGAAACCUAGUGACUGAACUAGGUGUGAUUUGAAGCUCUAUAUGUACAUAGGUAUUUAUUCUUUUAGGAAUUGUUAAAAUAUUCUGUCAGAAUCAUUCCUGAAGUCAAUCCUCAGAUUUGUUUGUACUUCUAUUUUAUCGAGCCGAUACUGUAUAUUAUAAGUAAUUUCCAAAAUAAUAUUUAACUGGACCAUGAUGGAGGAAGUUCUGUGUAUUUAAAUGACAGAAAAAGGAUAAUGGACACUGUGUGUAUACUUACCAAUGCAAGGCAAAUGCAUGGGUUAAUAAUGGGCAUGCUGUCAAUCUGUUUUUCAAAGUAUUUCAUCUGCUUCAUUAUCUCAAAGGAUUCAUAUGGUUCAUCUAUACAUCUUCAUGGGUUUUUUUAUCAGUUGUUUUAUUUAAAAUGUAUUUUGUGACAUGUUUUCAUUGUUUCAGGUUUUCAAUUUCCGGUCAGUAGUAUCUACUUAAGUUAUACACAACACUCAGGCUGUAUUCAACUACUGUAUUAAGCAACAGCUGCAUAAUAUUAAAUUACAGAUAGUUACUUGAUAACUCUCCUUUGCAUUGAUUUAUUUUGUAUUCCACCCAUCACACUAUACUUAACACCUAGAUUCGCAAAGGUUCAGCAAUUCUGUUGUUAUAGUCAGCAGAUGUGAUGGAUGGCUGAAUGAAAAUUAAUGUUUUUAUAUUACUAUAUUAUAAGUGUUUGUUCAGGUUGUCACUUAUUGAGCAUAUCAACUCAAACGUUGCUAUCUAGGAGCUCCAAGGCGUUUCUCUAUAUGCCUUCUUAAAAACAUUUGUCACAUAUGUAUAUUAAGCUAUUGCUGGAGAGAAUAUUUAAAGAUCUAUUUUUUAGAAAAUAAUGUAAACUAUUAUUAUUUUUUG
Messenger RNA from Trematomus bernacchii (emerald rockcod), 3165 nucleotides. RefSeq names its product indian hedgehog B protein-like. NCBI's taxonomy places the organism in Eukaryota, Metazoa, Chordata, Actinopteri, Perciformes, Nototheniidae. The transcript is spliced from 4 exons. Gene Ontology annotation, biological process: cell-cell signaling; smoothened signaling pathway; regulation of gene expression. The record is from RefSeq and is a predicted model, not a curated record. Bases 528 to 1844 code for a protein of 438 amino acids. Gene Ontology annotation, molecular function: calcium ion binding; patched binding.